CGCAAGGUGGCGCUAGUUUAGCUUUUUCUCAUCAUUUUCGUCACUCGUUCACAAGUUUUUUACUUUUUAUUACAUUUGGUAGUUUAGUUAGUUGGUUGUAAAAUUAUUCUUGUAAUGGCUGCCACGCUAAAACUGUAGCUUAUUGGUUAUGUCAUGACUAUAUCGGUGUUUGGAAGUGUUAUUGAAACAAAUCAACAAUAUAUUCGAACAAUGUCCGCAUGAAAGGAGUUUCGGUUGUAUCUCCCUGGAACGUUUCUUCGUUCAUGUUUCCUUUUUUGGCGAUUAAGUUAUGGACUCGGCAUUUGUGUAAUAAAAACAUAAUCUAUGCUGUGUGAAAAGUGUGCUGCGGGACCGUUUUAAGUGCCGAGUGGUUUGCUUUGCGUUAAAAUGACGGAUACGCGUUCGUCGUCGGCACUGUUCAAGAGAGCGGAGCAGCUGAAGCGAUGGGAGGAAUCCGACACCAACAAGCAGUCGCCGCGGCCGAAGACGGCGUCGAGGAUCCAGUUCUCGUCGGGCAUCGUGUUCCUGGCGGCCUGCACGGCGGGCGACAAGGAGGAAGUGCAGAGGCUGCUGAAAAUGGGGGCGGAUAUAAAUACGGCGAACGUGGACGGCCUCACCGCGCUGCACCAGGCGUGCAUUGACGACAAUCUGGAGAUGGUGGAGUUUCUGGUGAGCCGCGGGGCCGACGUGAACCGCGGCGACAACGAGGGCUGGACGCCACUGCACGCCACCGCGUCGUGCGGCUUCCUCAGCAUAGCCAGGUUCCUCCUCGAGAACGGCGGCGACGUGGGCGCGGUGAACUACGACGGCGAGCUGCCCGUGGAUAUCGCUGAGAGCGACUCCAUGGAGGAUCUGCUGCAGAAGGCCAUCCACGACAACGGAGUGGACUGCGAGAAAUCCCGCAAUGCGGAGCUGAUUCUGCUACUCAACGACGCCAAGAACUGGGCAGCCAAUGGCUACGUGGAGGUGCGCGACCCCAAGACCGGAGGGACCCCGCUACAUGUGGCCGCCGCUAAAGGAUAUAUUGAUGUGGCCAAGACGCUUCUAGAAGAGUGUCACUUAGAGCCCGACAUCGUGGACUACGAGGGGUGGACGCCACUGCACGCGGCCGCGCUGUGGGGGCAGAAGGAGGCGGCGUCAUUGCUGCUGAAGUACGGCGCUGACCCUGACGUCACUAACUACUCGGGUCAAACCUGCCUGGACCUAGUGGAUCCCACGAUAUCGAGCUGGCUUUCCGACGCGAUCAUGAAAGCACCCAAACGGAUCAAGAACAAUAACAACAACAACAAUAACAACAACAAACGGAAGAGGAGCCCGCCGCGGCACGAGGUCAAACGAGUCACCACCCCACCGGAGAAUAUUGCCAAUGACAAAGCGCCGCCGCCCGCGCCCGAGCACAAGUCGCCGGAGGGCAAGCCGCCGGCGGGGCGCGCGGCCUCGCCCGACACGGCGGAGGUGGCGGAGAGCAGCGGCACCGACGACGCGCCCUCGUGGCGCCGCUGCGCCUCGCUGCGCCCGCGCCAGCCCGACGCCGCCGGUGAUAAACAAGCCACAGCUAACAGCACCCCAGACAGUGAGACUAUACUGAGGAGGACACACAGCUUCGAAAACGACAAAACUUUCUACCAGCGGUACCGCGACGUGACGGCGCGCAUCAAGGCGACGUCGUGCCCGUCGAUCCCGCCGCCGCCGCCCGCCGCCGCCGACAGAGACGCCACUAACACAGAGACUAAUGACGACGCAAGAAACAGGGUAACCGCUCCAGAAAGGCAAGAGAACACUUGGACAACGCCAGCCAACGCCAACGCCACAACCAACAACGCCAACGCCACAACCAACAACGCCACCGCCAACGCCACCGCUAACGCUAACUCAAGCGCAAACGCCACAACGCACACCACUGUCAGGAGCGCCUCCUCGGACAGUCUGGAGAGCGGCGGGUCGACCAAGCUGUCCCCCGGCAACAUAUUCAAGAACUUCUUUAAGUCGUUCGUGCCUCCGGUUCGCGACGAAGAGUCGGAGACUCAGCGCAAAGCGCACGCCAAGAGAGUGAGGGAGACGCGUAGAUCCACUCAGGGAGUCACCCUGGACGAGAUCAAAUCAGCUGAGCAGUUUGUCAAGAAGAAGACGGGUAAUGGGACGGCUGAAGCCCCGCCCCCUUCGCCGAAGGCCGAGGAGGCCACGCCCCCUCCAGCCCCGGCCAAUGAGAAUAAUACGACGAACGUACCGGUUUGCGGCUGCGUGACGAGCGGGCUCGCGCAGGCGACCGCCACGGCGACCAUAGCGGCCUCUACCGAGCGUCGCCCGUCGUGGAGACUGCGCCUGGACCCGGUUAACAAGCUGCAAUUCGAGCUAGAGGACGCGGAGCGAGCAAGCCGCAACGCCGACGCGACGGUCACGCUGCCGCUGCGGCGCCCGCUGUCGGCUUCCUCGGCCAAUAGCACCUCGCCCGCCGCUGAGGAUCGGGGUGCAGGUGAAGAAGAAACGGAGCGCGAGAGCAGCGGCGAGAGCAAGUCGGGCAGCGCCUCGCCAGCCAGCAGCCAGGCGGCGCUGACCUCCAUCCAGCGCCGGCGGCGACCCAAGCGGAGGUCCACGGGCGUUGGCCACGUCGACAUGGAGGAUAUCUCGAACGAGAAAGGCGCGGGGGGCGAGGGAGAAAACCAGGAGAAUGAAACGGAACCGGCCAAGUCGGGCAGCGAGCGCACGGCCUCCGAAGCCGGCUCGGCAGCCGGGGCGGCGGACCCUCGCGACUACAAGGCGUUGUACACGGCGGCGGCGGCGGAGGUGCGUCGCGUGCGCGCGCUGCUCGCCACGUCCGAGCAGCAGCUGAGGGACGCGAGGGCCACUAUCACUAGGCUUACGCAACUGAAUCAAAACUCGUUAUCUGAAAUCGAGAAGCGAGAAAAGCGCGCCAUGGAGCGCAAACUCUCGGAAAUGGAAGAAGAAUUAAAGCAAUUGCAAAAGCUCAAAGCCGAGAACGAAAGGUUGCGCGCCGAGAAUCGCGCCCUCACGCGGGUGGUCAGCAAACUGACCACCUCGGCCGCCAAGUGAAUAGUAUCAGCAAGUGUUGCAAGCUGAGAACCAGCGGCUCAAGGACGAGAACGGAGCGCUAAUAAGGGUCAUCAGCAAGUUAUCUAAGUAAAAUAUUGUUCGUUAUUUAAAAUAUUGUUUCCUAUACAUUUUAUGAGUAUGUUAAGAUUAACCCCCGCCUAGAAUAUGCAACGUCCAGUCCUAAUUAUGCUGAAUCAGUUAUAAGUAAUUGUUUUUUCAAGUUUUUCCGUUUACCAAAAUUAUAUGGUUUGGUUAUAUUUAAGUAAAUUACGACCUCUUUGCGACCUUAAGUAACAAAACUACUUACUGCCGGUUUCUAUAACCUAUCUAUCUAUAACUGGUAGUUAUUUUCAUACGAUUUUGACAGAUUGUUACUUUUGAUUAUGUCAAAAUCGUAUGAAAGUAACUACCAGUUAUGGAUAGAUAGAGAUAUAGAAACUGGCAGUUAAUCUAGGCCAUUCAUCUAGAAGAGAAAUUCUGCUCCAGAUGGUUUCAAUAAGAUUUUGACACGCAUUUUUUUCUAUACAUCGUGUUGUAUUAUUAGUAUUUUAUAAGAGUAUUUAGAUAAAACAAGUUUAUAAUUAUGUCAAGUAAAUGUAAAAAAUAAAGUCAUCUUAAGUAUAUUUCUAAGUCGACCACAUUAUUUGGUCACUUUACAUUCACUGUAAUUAUGAUGUGAUUUUGUAGACGUUUCAAAUUAGCGAAUCGUUUUAGUGAAGUGGACAAUAAUAUUCAAUUUUGUAAGUACAUUAUAAAACUCUACCAAUGACACCCAAUGAGGAAGGUCCACGAUACUACGAAACAUAUUUAUAUUGAGAGGAAGAUUAUUAAAUUGUUUGUUCUUAUAGGAGAUUCAUAAUCUUGUGAUGACGAAUGGCGUUUACUAACCUAUAUUUUAGAAGUAUUGUAUUAUAUUUAUUUCCCCGCGCCAGUAGGCCGAACCUGUGCAGAAAGAAGAAACACUUUUAUAAAUAAUGCAUGCAUUUGUUUUUGUAUCUGCCAAAUAUGAUGUAUAAUGAAUGUUUGUGAAUCGUAUUUAAAUAUUUGUUGUUUCUCAAGCUGUCCUUUGUGCUGAAAACUAUGUAUUCCUAAAGGAAAUAAUUGUAAAGUAGGUUAGUUAAUUAAAAAAACCUUUUUUUUGAGGGACAAACAUAUUAUUUUAAUGUCUUGUAGUUAUAUCUCUCGAAUUACUAAUAUAUAUUUAUAUAAAUAUAGAUUAAGCUUUAUCAUCAUUAAUUGGAGAUGUGAUAUGUUGGUUUGUAUUACUUUUCUUGUUGCGUAGGAGUGUCCGCCACGCCGCUGUCGCCGCAAGUGUCGGACCGGGCCCGUGCGCGGGCAAUAUGACAACGUUUGUAAACAUACUUAUCUAGUUUUAUAGUAGGUUUAUAACUGUCCUGACUUUAUCCAUGAAUUUAAUUUAUUUCCAGUCUUUAUUAUUAUGAGUUAAAAUAAAUUCUUCUUUAAUUUA
Plutella xylostella (diamondback moth) is the source of this 4519-nucleotide messenger RNA. RefSeq names its product Myosin binding subunit (gene Mbs). Gene Ontology annotation, molecular function: protein kinase binding; enzyme inhibitor activity; phosphatase regulator activity. Gene Ontology annotation, cellular component: cytoplasm. The record is from RefSeq and is a predicted model, not a curated record. NCBI's taxonomy places the organism in Eukaryota, Metazoa, Arthropoda, Insecta, Lepidoptera, Plutellidae.